CCAAAAUAAGAAGAUGUAGGAAAACUCUGUUGCUUGCUAUCAGAUACUGAGAUUUCAAGUUUGUUCUGUGCAUGCUGAUCAAACAACUUUAGCGAUUAGUCUUUAGCUGUGACCUGAAAUUUUCAUCUCAUACAGGGUAAGGUUCAAGGAUGACAGAAUCACUGAUCUGUAGUGGAAGAUCUCAUGUCAUUUGUGGAAGGGAAGAACCACAGCAGUAAGGAUGAAGUACAUGAAACUUGGAAUAAAGCCAGACACUUUCUACACAGGGGAAGCUACAAGAUCAGUGCUAUCAGAUGUUCCAACUGAUCUCAUCAUUCAUGUUAAUAACACCAAAUACCUCUUGCAUAAGUUUCCACUUCUGCCGAAGUGCGGUUUCAUCCAACGCCUCUGCUCCGACACCGACACCGACGCCGGCCAAGCAAUCCCGGUGGCUCUUCAUGAUGUUCCGGGAGGGGAAGAAGCCUUUGAGCUCUGUGCCAAGUUCUGCUACGGCAUCACCAUCAACCUCAGCGCCCACAACUUUGUGGCAGCACUGUCUGCAGCAAAAUUCCUGCGCAUGACCGAGUCGGUGGCCAAAGGAAACUUCAUCGCCAAGCUCGAGUACUUCUUCGAGUCAUGCGUCCUCCAAGGCUGGAAGGACUCGAUCAUGGUGCUCCAGUCCAUGUGGAGACAGUCCGGGUGGUCGGAUGAACACAGGAUCGUGCAGCCAUGCAUGGAUUCCGUCAUCGAGAAGAUCCUCAUCCAUCCAUCUCAGGUUACAUGGUCCUACACCUACACGAGGCCAGGCUACAAGAAGCAGCGACAUGGCGUCCCCAAGGACUGGUGGACCGAGGAUGUUUCCGAUCUCGACCUCGAUCUCUUUCGAUCCAUCAUCUCCACCGUCAGAUCCACCAAGAAGCUCCCUUCGGCUCUCGUCGGCGAAGCCCUCCAUGUCUAUGCCUGCAGACACAUACCGAGCCCACUGGACUUCCAAGCUCAGAGCUCUGUAGCACGAACUGACGAAACCCCGAGCAAGCACCGACGAGUGCUCGAGGCCAUCGUGAGCAUGAUCCCGACCGAAACAGCAUCCGUCUCCGGCAGCUUCUUGCUGAGGCUUCUUAAGCUUACAAUCUACGUCGGAGCCUCUCCGUCUACCAAAGCCGAGCUCGUGAGACGAUCAGGUCGCCAACUGGAUGAAGUCACUGCAAGCGAUCUGCUUCUUCCGGCGGGCACAAACGCCCAGUCUCAUGACACCGGCAUGGUGAAGGCAAUCCUGGAGAGCUUCCUGCUGCAACUCCGCCGACCGAUGCCCCGAGAGGAGACCGAAAGGAUGACCAUGUCCAUGACCAAGGUGGGGAGGACCUACGACUCCUACCUGCGGAUCAUUGCAAGCGAGGGUGGUUUACCGGCGUCGGAGUUCAUCAAGCUCGCAGAGUCCCUGCCUCAAGUGUCAAGAGAGCAACAUGAUGGGCUCUAUGAAGCCAUUGAUACCUACCUAAAGGAGCACCCGGAGUUGAGCAAGGCAGAGAGGAAGAGACUCUGCAGAAUGAUCGACUGCCGGAAACUUUCGCCGGAAGCACUUGCAGAUGCUAUAGCCAACGACCAGCUGCCACUGCGCACGAUCGUGCAGCUUCUGUUCGUCGAGCAAGAGAGGGUUGGAGGAGGCGGUGGUGGUCAACACGCUCCUGUCAUCUCAUCCAAGACCGAGGUUUCAGUGGCCAAGAUAGCUCAAGACGAGGUCACAAGCUCCAGAAAUGGACCGGAGGGUGGACACAGAGCCGAGAAAACGAAGGUGGUGCCAUCACCAUCCGAAUCCAAGAUAGCAGAGGAGGAGAGGAAGGUGAAGGCUGGAGGACUCGCCACCAAGCUCAAGACCAAGUGAACCGAGUCAAGUCAAAGUCAAAAUGGAUGAGGAAUAUGGUGACUGACAUGCUACGAUCAGUUGAUGAUGUUUGAAAUGGCAUGACAAUGUGGGUUUUAUCAUCCUCCUUCUGAAGGAUAAUGUUUGCUUGCAGAGGUAACACAGCAGCCGCCUCCAAAAUCCAUGUCAUGAUUCAUGAAUAAAUAGUACCAUUAAUUCUUUCUCA
Musa acuminata subsp. malaccensis (wild Malaysian banana) is the source of this 2066-nucleotide messenger RNA. RefSeq names its product BTB/POZ domain-containing protein At5g47800. NCBI's taxonomy places the organism in Eukaryota, Viridiplantae, Streptophyta, Magnoliopsida, Zingiberales, Musaceae. The record is from RefSeq and is a predicted model, not a curated record.